AGUGUCAGUGUUUGCGUCAGUGAAUGUGUGAGUGAGCGCGAGUGUGCCAGCGGAGGGAUUUCUAAACGAGUGUGAAAAGAGAACAGAAAAAAAAAAUAUAUAUAUAUAUAUAUGUUGUAGAGAAAAUUUUUCCCUACAAGAGUACAUUGCAUUCUAACCUUCUCUUGGCAAGAUCUGUUAGUCUGGUGGUGGAGACUCAGCUGCAAGAUUAACUCUCCCUGUUAUGGCUCCUCCUCGAGUUGAGUGGACUGAAACCGUAUUCUGAAACGCUUCGGACUCAUCAGUACGGUUUUGUGAAGCAGGAGGUGGAGAGAUGUUGGGCGGCGGGGCUGGUGACCGCGCCGCGUCCGCCAGGAGUGUCCAGCUCAUCAUGUAUGUGGUGGGCUUCCUGGACCUGGCUGGCGUGAUGAUGGUCAUCCCGAUGUUCGUGACACACCUGCGGCACCUGGGCUUGUCGCCGCUCAUGAAUGGCGCUAUCCGAUCCUUCUACGGCGUGCUGCAGCUGGUGUUCUCGCCGCUCGUGGGUCGGUGGAGUGACCGGUACGGGAGGCGGCCUCUGCUGGUGAUGUGCCUGGGGGUGUCCGCCCUCAGCUACCUGGUUCUUGGUUCCUCCGCCUCCAUCUGGGUCGUUAUUGGAUCCAGAAUUGUCACUGGAAUCUUCAAGCACAGUACAACGUUGUGCAAGUCUGUGUUAGCGGACGUCACGCCUCCCGAGGACAGGCCAAAGGUGAUGGGCAAGUUCAAUGGGGCCAUGGGCAUCGCCAUCAUCCUUAGCCCGGCCAUCGGGGGUCAUCUGGCUCACCUGGACAACGGGUUCGCGAUUGUGUGCAGUGUGAGUGGCGUCAUCUUCCUCGGCAACUGCGUGGUAUGCCUUGGCCUCCUGCCGCACGAGUUGCCGCUCCACGCUCGGCAGACUGAAGACGACCAGUCGAAAAAAGAUAUCGCAGCCAAGCCUCGGAAUGAAUGGCUCUCGCUGCUGUACGAAGUUGAGUGGAAGGUGUUCGGUGACAUCUUUGUAGUGGACUUCUUUCUGACAUUCGCCGCUUACGCCUACAGGGCAAGUUUUGUUCUGAUAAUUGACCAAAUGUUCGCCGUGAGUCCCACCACGAUUGGCUACAUUAUCUCUUUUCAGGGCGCUAUCGGAGCAGCGGCAGGAUUCUUUGCUGGCCGGCUGUCGCGGUUCCAAGGCAGCUCUCAAAUGGUGCUGUUCAACAGUGCGUUAGUGCAGGCUGCUUCUCUCCUCGGCCUUACCUUCGCGCCCUCGAUCCUGCUCAUUGUCAUGCUGCUGGUGCCCCUGAGCGUGAGUGCGACCCUUAUCCACACCGCCACCUCCACCCUCAUCAUUGACCGCUGCGCCCCAUCCAAGAUUGGCUCAGUGACUGGCGUGGCCCAGGGCAUCCCCGCCAUUGCCGGCAUGACCACUCCUGUGCUGGCAGGCCUGGCGCAGGAGGCUGGAGUGCGCGGGCCCGGUGUCCUGGCCUCGAUGGCUGCCUUCGUCGGUGCCGCAGCAGCAGGAUGGGCAGCUCACUACAGGCACACCACCAGGCAGACAGGGACAUAAGUUACGUAAGGUGGCGGGUCUCGGUUAUCUGGUAAAUGUAAAGAUUAAACUGUAGAUAUUGA
Messenger RNA from Scylla paramamosain (green mud crab), 1623 nucleotides. RefSeq names its product major facilitator superfamily domain-containing protein 9-like. The coding region runs from base 314 to 1561 and encodes 415 amino acids. Lineage: Eukaryota; Metazoa; Arthropoda; Malacostraca; Decapoda; Portunidae. Gene Ontology annotation, biological process: transmembrane transport. Gene Ontology annotation, molecular function: transmembrane transporter activity. The record is from RefSeq and is a predicted model, not a curated record. The transcript is spliced from 8 exons.